AUGUCUCGCUCUCGCACCCCGCUCUACCUCGGCAUCGCCGCUGCGGGCGGUAUUGGCUACUACCUCUACAGCGCGGGUGGUAACCCCAAGGUUGCUGAGAAGAAGUUUGAGAGCGACCUCCAGUCGGUCCGCAACCGUGCCGGCGGCAACACCAACCAAUUCCGCACGGACAUCGACAAGUACGGAGCCGAGGCCGGCGCCAAGGUCGAUUCGGCCAUCAACAAGGUGCAGACCGAGUACAACCGGGCGGCGGCCGACGUCGGCAAGAAGGCCGAGGAGACGCGGUCGAACGUGAACAAGUCGAUCGAUGCGUUCGACAAGAAGGUUGAGGACGCCGCAGCCAAGACGAAGAAUGGCGUCUCAGGUUGGUUCGGCGGCAAAUGA
This is a messenger RNA of Sporothrix brasiliensis 5110, 384 nucleotides long. RefSeq lists its product as uncharacterized. NCBI's taxonomy places the organism in Eukaryota, Fungi, Ascomycota, Sordariomycetes, Ophiostomatales, Ophiostomataceae. Bases 1 to 384 code for a protein of 127 amino acids. The record is from RefSeq and is a predicted model, not a curated record. The transcript has 2 exons.